AUGCCGGCGUUGUGGAUUGUACCGUUUGAACUGUCUGCACUAUCUGCAACGGGCGGAAAGAAUCGGAACGGAAGAAUAUCAGAGGUUACGUCGCAGUGGAGCGCAGAGCGGAACAACGUUAGAGAUUACGCGGAGCGGGAUCGCGAGGAGAGGAGUGUUUUAUAUAAGGUCCGUCUGAAGGUACCUCAUUGGCAAGUUCAUAUCUCUAUACUUCAAGCUCCCGAUGUGCCAUUUUCCGCAACUGGACACUUCGCUACAAAAUUCCGCAUACGCACCUCGGGUCCUCACACUAAGGUGCUACCUCCCGGCCGCUUAUUUAUUCGGCUACUGGGGCUAUAUGAUUCUUAA
This is a messenger RNA of Histoplasma capsulatum G186AR, 348 nucleotides long. RefSeq lists its product as uncharacterized. The transcript is spliced from 3 exons. NCBI's taxonomy places the organism in Eukaryota, Fungi, Ascomycota, Eurotiomycetes, Onygenales, Ajellomycetaceae. The record is from RefSeq and is a predicted model, not a curated record. Bases 1 to 348 code for a protein of 115 amino acids.